This is a messenger RNA of Ceratina calcarata, 1900 nucleotides long. It is a transcript of the gene Cdk7, whose product is annotated as Cyclin-dependent kinase 7. NCBI's taxonomy places the organism in Eukaryota, Metazoa, Arthropoda, Insecta, Hymenoptera, Apidae. Gene Ontology annotation, molecular function: cyclin-dependent protein serine/threonine kinase activity; ATP binding; RNA polymerase II CTD heptapeptide repeat kinase activity. Gene Ontology annotation, biological process: protein phosphorylation; positive regulation of transcription by RNA polymerase II. The coding region runs from base 634 to 1650 and encodes 338 amino acids. The record is from RefSeq and is a predicted model, not a curated record. The transcript is spliced from 5 exons. Gene Ontology annotation, cellular component: transcription factor TFIIH holo complex; nucleus; cytoplasm.
ACAUUUCUUCAUACGAAUUGGUAGAAACAUUUGAUUAUAUGCAUAUGGUGCAACACUGAUAACAGUACUGCUAUUUCAUUAACAAGUUGCCAGUUACCGUACGUUAUUAAUAAAUUACCAGUACGGAUCCUAUUUUUUAUUUUCAGAUGAUGACAUUAGCGAUAAGAUUAAUGGUUUUCAUAUGAAAUCCACAUGGUUAUAUAAUACUUAAAUUUUCUUAUGAAUGCGUACAUUUCAAAUAGGUAACACUUAUUUAUCACUUAUUAAGGUACGGUACGCAGUACGGCUUAUUAAGUGUGUUACAAUUAAUUAUACGUAAUUAUGUAAAGAAAGUUUACUUGAUUUUUUCAACUUCGCUGGCAGUUUUAAAUUGCAGAGGGCAUUCGAAAACUUUUUUACACGAUCAAUAAGUAGGUGUUUAGUCCAGGUUUAGGCUGGUUUCAGUUAAUGCGAGCAAGCUGAAGGAAAGGGAGAGGGAGACGAAGGAGACUCCUGGAAAGUUAGGUCAAGUUCAUCUACACUUUAUUCUAUUACAGCGUACCUGAUGAACUGUAUAAAAUAUUCUUAAUAUGUACAAUUUUUUCAAAUAAAAAAUAAGUUCAGAAGAUAAGAGUAUUAUUAUAUUAGAGAACUAUGUCAGACAAACUACGAAGAUACGAAAAGAUCGAUUUCUUAGGAGAGGGUCAGUUCGCUACUGUUUAUAAAGCCAAAGAUGUCGAAACGAGUAAAAUUGUUGCUGUGAAGAAGAUUAAAGUUGGAAGUCGUGCAGAAGCUAAGGAUGGGAUAAACAGAACAGCAUUGCGUGAAAUUAAAUUAUUGCAGGAAUUAAAGCACGAUAAUGUGAUUGGUUUAUUAGAUGUUUUCGGCCACAAGUCAAAUGUCUCCUUAGUGUUUGACUUUAUGGAUACAGAUUUAGAAGUAAUAAUAAAGGAUAGUAAUAUAGUUUUAACAGCUGCAAAUAUUAAAGCAUACAUGAUACAAACUUUACAAGGCUUAGAUUAUUUGCAUUACAACUGGAUACUUCACAGGGAUUUAAAACCGAACAAUUUACUUGUUAACGCCGAUGGCGUUUUGAAAAUUGGUGAUUUUGGUCUGGCUAAAUUUUUUGGCUCGCCAAAUCGAAUAAAUACCCAUCAAGUGGUAACAAGGUGGUACAGAUCACCUGAAUUACUAUAUGGCGCGCGACUGUAUGGAACUGGAAUUGAUAUGUGGGCAAUCGGUUGUAUAUUAGCAGAACUUUUAUUACGUGUACCGUUUUUACCCGGGGAAUCCGAUUUGGAUCAACUUACCAGGAUAUUUCAAACACUAGGUACGCCUACUGAAGAAACAUGGCCAGGAAUGACUGAAUUACCAGACUUCAUUCAAUUCAAACCUUUUCCUGGCACACCACUGAAACACAUCUUUACUGCUGCUGGUGAUGAUCUCCUAGACUUAAUCGCCAGUUUUUUAAACGUAAACCCGUUAGAGAGGUGUACGUGCGACCAAGCACUGCAAAUGCCAUACUUCAGUAACAAGCCAGCGCCGACGCCCGGACCUCGAUUACCUUUACCUACGUCUGUGAAACGUCAACCAGAAGAGAAGCCUAGUCUAAAACGGAAACUAUUGGAAUCGAUGGAUGGUGCUUCACUGGCGAAAAGAUUACAGUUUUAACUAGGAGAUUAAUUAGAUUACAUAACAAAUUUUUCAUUCGCUGUCAUCCCUUUAUUACUUUUGCAAUUAGUUACUAAGAAUUAAAACAAUUGAUACGUGUAAAUAAGCUGUGUACAAAUGAACUGAGAUCUUAAAACAUAAUGUUAAGUAAGUAUAUAUUUAAAAUGCACUAGGAGUGCGAAACUCGUGUAUUUUUAUUACAAUUUUGCAUAAUAAUAAUAAGGAAGUCAAAUAAAUAUGACGUAUACAA